Molecule: messenger RNA, 807 nt
Organism: Talpa occidentalis (Iberian mole)
Lineage: Eukaryota; Metazoa; Chordata; Mammalia; Eulipotyphla; Talpidae
Gene: MZB1
Product: marginal zone B and B1 cell specific protein
Exons: 4
Coding region: 29-604 (191 amino acids)
Biological process (GO): regulation of B cell proliferation
Cellular component (GO): endoplasmic reticulum chaperone complex; extracellular region
Source: RefSeq, a predicted model, not a curated record
CGGUGCUCACUGAACUGGCUCCCACACUAUGAAGCUGCCUUUGCUAUUGCCACUGCUACUGCUACUGCUGGGAGCCUGGGCCCUCCCAGGGGACCUCGGGGACAGGGCCCCAGUUACAGCCACUGCCCCACAGCUGGAUGAUGAGGAGAAAUACUCUACUCAUAUGCCUGCUCACCUGCGUUGUGAUGCCUGCAGGGCGGUAGCCUACCAGAUGUGGCAACACCUGGCAAAGGCAGAAGCCAAGCUGCACACCCCAGAUUCUGGGGAGUGGCAGGAGCUGAGUGAGUCGGCAUACACCGAUGUCCUGGACCGGAGCUGCUCCCAGACCUGGCAGGACUACGGGGUCCGAGAAGUAAACCAGGUAAAACAUCUCACAGGCCCUGGGCUUAACAAGGAGACAGAGCCAGUCGUCAGCGUGAUGAUCACCGGGGGACUUUGGCCCAGCAGGCUCUCCAUGACAUGUUUUCACUACCUGGGGGAGUUUGGAGAAGACCAGAUCUAUGAAGCCCACCAACAAGGCCGAGAGGCUCUGGAGACAUUGCUGUGUGGACCCCCGCGGGGUGCCUGUUCAGGGGACGCACUGGCCACAAAGGCAGAGCUGUAGUCCACCUCUUCCUUCCCCUUCCCAGUCUGCCCCUGGAGAUCAUCAAGCCUUCCUUUACAUUGGCCCCAUUCAUUUCUGCGGCUUCCCAGAAGGCAGGGAGGACUUACUCUUCUGUGCUGCCAUUCGCCCUCUCACCUCCAGCUUCCGGGCACUGUGGCCUGGGCAGGGGCCAACGCCUUCCCCUCUCCUUGGACUGAAAUAAA